Eutrema salsugineum is the source of this 1705-nucleotide messenger RNA. RefSeq names its product proline dehydrogenase 2, mitochondrial. Gene Ontology annotation, cellular component: mitochondrion. The record is from RefSeq and is a predicted model, not a curated record. The coding region runs from base 53 to 1483 and encodes 476 amino acids. NCBI's taxonomy places the organism in Eukaryota, Viridiplantae, Streptophyta, Magnoliopsida, Brassicales, Brassicaceae. The transcript is spliced from 4 exons. Gene Ontology annotation, molecular function: proline dehydrogenase activity; FAD binding.
CAAAAACGCUUGUGAAGAAAAACAGAAACCAAAAACUCUCUUAAUUGUUUGAAUGGCAAACCGUUUCCUCCGACCAAACCUCAUCCACCGUUUCUCCACCGUGAACCCCGUCGGUCCUCCUGCCACCGUUGUCCCGGGGAUUCUUUCCUUUGACCAACCAAAACCAGACGUUGACCUUGAUCUCUCUGACCAAGCUCGACUCUUUGCUUCUGUCCCAAUCUCUGACCUUGUCCGUUCAACGGCUAUUCUUCACGCUACCGCUAUAGGCCCUAUGGUCGAUCUUGGCUCAUGGCUCAUGAGCUCCAAGCUCAUGGACGCGACCGUAACACGCGAUUUAGUCCUUCGUUUCGUGAAAGGAACGUUUUAUGACCAUUUCUGUGCCGGUGAAGACGCCGCUGCUGCCGCUAGGCGCGUGAGGAGCGUGUAUGAAUCUACUGGACUUAAAGGGAUGUUGGUUUAUGGUGUUGAACAUGCCGAAGACGGUGGCGCGUGUGAUAACAACAUCGAGAAAUUCAUAGAAACUGUUGAAGCUGCUAAAACCCUACCUUCGUCUCAACUAAGCUCAGUGGUUGUGAAAAUCACAGCGAUUUGUCCAAUGAGUGUCCUAAAACGAGUAAGUGAUUUGCUUCGGUGGCAAUACAAGAACCCAAAUUUCAAACUUCCAUGGAAACUCAAUUCGUUUCCGGUUUUUUCCGGUUUAAGUCCUCUCUACCACACAGCCGUCGAACCGGAGCCAUUAACCGUAGAGGAAGAACAAGAGCUCGAAAAAGCUCACGAACGCAUGAAAUCCAUCUGUCUCCGAUGCCAAGAAUCAAACGUACCGUUACUAAUCGAUGCAGAAGACACGAUUCUCCAACCGGCAAUCGAUUACAUGGCGUAUUGGUCGGCGAUUAUGUUCAAUUCCGACAAAGAUCGACCGAUUGUUUACAAUACGAUUCAAGGUUAUUUGAAAGAUGCAGGAGAGAGAUUGCAUUUGGCGUUAGGAGAAUCCGAGAAAAUGAAUGUUCCUAUUGGGUUUAAGUUGGUGAGAGGUGCUUAUAUGUCCAGUGAAGCUAAGUUAGCAGAUUCCUUGGGAUACAAGUCACCGGUUCAUGACACCAUUCAAGAGACGCACGAUUGCUACAAUCAAUGUAUGAGUUUCCUUAUGGAGAAAGCCUCGAAUGGUUCAGGCAUUGCCGUCAUUCUAGCGACGCAUAACACCGAUUCCGGUAAACUAGGGGCAAAGAAAGCAAGUGAGCUAGGGAUCGAUAAAGAAAACGGUAAGAUUGAGUUUGCUCAGCUUUACGGGAUGUCUGAUGCGCUAUCCUUCGGAUUGAAAAGGGCCGGCUUCAAUGUCAGCAAGUACAUGCCCUAUGGGCCGGUGGAAACCGCGAUUCCAUACCUUAUCCGGCGAGCAUAUGAGAACCGUGGUAUGAUGUCUACCGGUGCUCUAGACCGCCAGCUUAUGAGGAUGGAGCUUAAGAGGAGGAUAAUGGUUGGGUGAAGAGAGGAAAGUAAUGAGGAUCAAAAGGAGACAUUCUUGGAAUUUGGCAAAUGUAGAUUUUAAAAUUAUUUAUAAGUGGAGUAACAAAUGAUCUGAUGUAGCUUUGACCAUCACAAUCACAAAAGGGUAUCAUUUUACAUUGUAUAUAUCCUUCAUGAUCAGUGUGAUAUUGCAAUUAAUGUCUUUUAUUUUCUCCUUAAUCAAUAAUUUUAUAUAUUUUUA